GUUCCUAAAAUCGCGAAAAACGCUCCGAAGAAACACGGAAUGGUUACUAGACAUGCUUCCUUGACCACGGAAAAUUUUUAGUGUCAGAAACGCAUCGAUAAAGCACGAAAAGGUUUCUGAAAUGGUGGAAAUGCACUCAAGAAUCACAAAAACAUUUUUGGAAAAUUGCGUGAAUCAAACUAAGAAACGCGGAAACGUAUCCAGGGAACACGAAAACGUUUUUAGAGUCGCCAAACCUCAGCCAAGGGAGCAUGGAAAGAUUCUGGAGAUUGAUAAACGCAUCUUGAAUAUAUGUACGUAAAUGAUUUUAGUAUCUUAAACACGAAUCCAAAAGGCACUGAAAGAUUUCAGAUUCAUAAAAACGAAACCAAACACGGAAAUGUUUAUAGAAUUGCAGAAACGUAAUUAUUAAAAAGUAGAGAAACAUUCUAGAAUCGUAAAAUGGCAAUUUUCAUCAAAUAUUAGAAUCUAAAAUAAAGAGAAAAUACCAUAUUUCCAGGAACGGGUAUUAAAUGAUGUUUUUUUUUCGUUUUAUGAGUUACCCCUCAAUUCUGAUUUUGAAUAUUUCUCUCGGAAAUUCAAAGUCAAAAGCAUCGAUUUUCGAGAGCAAUUUCUGUGGUAAUUUGGUGAAGAAUAUAUUCUGGGAUUUCUUCGUAUGCGCUCUAAUUGGCCAUUCCCGUUAUCAUGUUUCGCAGCAGUGAUUCUGGAAUAUGGAAAAGAAGCAUCUCCCCAAGAUAAUUUUUGAGGCGAUCAAGUGUGAAGGAGCAACUGUUGAAGAGAUGCUGCAGAAAAGGCCAAAGAAAAUAUAACUUCGAUUCCGGGACAAUGGUAAAAUAUCUACGCAAUUGAGCUCAUAAUCUCAAUUUUAUUGGAAAAACAUUGGUGCUUGUGAUGAUUUUCACUUCUUUGAUUAGAAGGUGAACGAUAUAAUUUUUAUUCCCGCAAAUGAGAUUUAGGGAAGGAGCACAGAAGAAUUCCAGAGGCUUAUUUCUGUACUGAAUCGAGUGCGUCUGGCAUCGUCUUUGAAUCACACAAACCUCCAUCGACAUUUAAUUAGACUCAUAUAUCUCUCUUUCUCGUUGAGGGGCUCUUCAUUGAGGAAAAUAGAAGACAUUGUAGGAUGAUCCGCUGAGGGGUCGCCAUGUGCUUGCUGGUGGCGCGAAAAGUACUGGCACAGCAGGAGGACAGUGAGGAGCCCCCACCUGAGGGAUACUACGCCUUUGUGGAAGCUCCCUCGGCAAUUCCACCAAGGGUCAGGCCUCCGCCCUACACCCAUGUCAAUGUGGACUGCAAGGAUUUUGUCAACAGUAAGCCCUACGUCUCCGUCCACAAUAUCUGUGGUGAUCUCAACAAAGGCCAAAUACCCAGGAAUCCCAUGAGACAGAAUAUUCUCGGAGAACCAUAUCCAUUUGAAUUGAUCCGGAAUCAAACACUGAAAUUCCUCUCAAAGACACUCCCAGUUCUCAAGGCGGAUGACACACUUCCCAAGGUGACUCAAGUAUUUCCAGAUGAAAUUGUCGAGACCAUCGAUAACAAUGCAAUUGGUCGUCGAAUGGGACGAAUGAAGAGAGAAGCCAACACGAAGAAGCCAGAGGAUGUACGAGCAGCAAGGAAAUUCUGUGACGGUGGCGGAAUCUUCUGCACACUUUACCGCGCCCUCCAAGGAGACCCAAUUGUCUCCCAAGUAGCUGAACGUCGAGAGGAGAGUGGAGGCGCUGCAGUGCCUCGCUACGAAGGACCCCCGACUCCCUGCCCUGCUAAAGUGGAAUAUGCAACGCCUGUCUUUGCUAAGAACUACCAAGGCUCUUGGAGAUAUGUCGUACAGAUCCCCUACGAGGGCUACUUCACCCAAACCGUCGAAGUGACCAGAUGCCUUCAAGCACGCUGCCACUAUUUGGAUGGAGGCUGCCUCUCCUCACCGCGCUGGGUUAGCCUACUCGUGGUUGAAAUUUUCUAUCCCAACAGCGAGGAUUAUACAAGCACCACGACUUCCACAACAGCGCCUCCUGUUCAAGACUUCCAGGCCUACCAACAGUAUCUGCAGAAGAGAGCGGGACUCUCAACUGCAACUGACGGAUCGAACUUUGAGCCAACAGGAGGCUCAGGAAGCGGAUCAGGGAAACUUCCACAUUGCGAUGGACACGAUGAGAUUGGAUGCUUCCAGGUUCGCUUAUACUACGAUUGGUUCCUGAUUCCAGGAUCCUGCAAAUGCUGGCGACCUGACUACUUUGCAAAGUACGUCCGGAGGAAACCCACGACGGAUCUCUAGACGUUCGUGCGUUUCUCUCUUCGCACUCCCACUAAUCGCUAAUCCCACUUGAACGUAACAGACUGAUUUCCCAAGGAGCCCUCCUGGGGCCCCUCCCACUCGGUGGCGGGCUUUAGAGUAACUUCCGGGGACUAAUCUUACUCUAUUCUGUAAAUAUUAUCAAAGAAUCGUGUAAUUUAUGAUGUGUCUAAUAAAAACUUCCGAAGAA
Molecule: messenger RNA, 2477 nt
Organism: Phlebotomus papatasi
Lineage: Eukaryota; Metazoa; Arthropoda; Insecta; Diptera; Psychodidae
Gene: spz6
Exons: 6
Coding region: 1142-2269 (375 amino acids)
Biological process (GO): regulation of Toll signaling pathway; innate immune response; central nervous system formation
Cellular component (GO): extracellular region
Molecular function (GO): growth factor activity; Toll binding
Source: RefSeq, a predicted model, not a curated record